CGUAAACGACCAUCAAGCCAACUGCUCGGAACGCGACUACGAUUGACAGCGCGCAGGCGCCUCUCCGUCGCAUCCGAUUGCUACGAUUUCUACGCGUCGUCUCGGAUGCAUUGGGCAAUAGGACAGACUGGACCCUAUGUGAAAAUCGUGUGCGCCAGUGCCGACCUCAACCAUGUCUUGCAGUCACCACCUGGCAUCGUUUCCUCAGCUGACCGACUUGGAAUUUGAGGAAGCAUGCGGCGCAAUCUUGAAGCAAUUCGAGCUGCAAGCCCACAGACAGGACGAGUGGACUGCAGUGGAGAAUGUACUUCAGAGUGAGACUACUGUCUUGAGAAUCACCAAACCGCUGGGGACGCGUCCAGAUGUCUCAAAUAUCAGCGAUGACACCGAUGAUAUAGAGGUCGAAGAAGAGGACGAUGAGAUUGCCGAGUCUGCAACGCCCGUUGGAGCUGUCAUUCAAUAUGAUGUCGUCUUGUCCGUCUCGUAUCGAGUUCCUGUGCUGUACUUCACCAUUUCUGAUAGCCAACACCGCUACCCGCCCACCAUGGAAACACUAUAUUCUCAUAUAAUACCACCUAGCUUCAGGGCGCAGACUGAGAGCGUAGGUGUCAUCGGAGGAAUCACCGUUACCGACCAUCCAGCCACAAACCAGCCAGCGUUCUUCAUCCACCCCUGCCGAACAGCAGAACUCAUGCACGCCAGUGUAGGUGGACGAGACAUCACUGCGUAUGACUAUCUUCUAAUCUGGAUGGGUGCGCUGGGACAGUGUGUGGGGCUGAAGGUGCCCUUGAGUUUAGUCAACUUAGACCAGAGACAUGGCUGAACGGACCACCGUGCGAGGCGGUGCAUGCGAUCUCUGUA
This is a messenger RNA of Boeremia exigua, 861 nucleotides long. RefSeq lists its product as uncharacterized. NCBI's taxonomy places the organism in Eukaryota, Fungi, Ascomycota, Dothideomycetes, Pleosporales, Didymellaceae. The record is from RefSeq and is a predicted model, not a curated record. Gene Ontology annotation, biological process: protein modification by small protein conjugation; macroautophagy; protein lipidation. Bases 173 to 823 code for a protein of 216 amino acids. The transcript is spliced from 3 exons. Gene Ontology annotation, cellular component: intracellular anatomical structure. Gene Ontology annotation, molecular function: Atg12 transferase activity.